Staurois parvus is the source of this 409-nucleotide messenger RNA. The record is from the annotation of a GenBank genome assembly. Lineage: Eukaryota; Metazoa; Chordata; Amphibia; Anura; Ranidae.
AUGCAGAUGGCUUCUACAAACAUUGGUGAAAGAAUGGGUUGCUCUCAGGAGCUCAGUGACUCCAAAUGUGGACCCGUCAUAGGUGGCCACCUGGGCAAUAGGUCCAUCCGUGACAUUUCCUGGCUACUAAAUAUUCUACGCUCAACUGUUAGUGGGAUUAUAACAAAGUGGAAGCAACUAGGAGCAGCAGCAACUCAGCCACCAAGUGGUAGGCCACGUCACAUGACAGAGCGGGGUCAGAAGUCACCAAUUAUCUGCAGAGUCAAUAGCUAAAGACCUCCAAACUUGGUUUCCAGUGAAGGGAACUCUUAAGGCGUCAGCAUACCAAGAUAUUUUGGACAAUUUCAUGUUCCCAACUUUGUGGGAAGAGGAUGGCCCAUUCUUGUUCCAACAUGACUACACACCAGUG